Telopea speciosissima is the source of this 369-nucleotide messenger RNA. RefSeq names its product probable esterase PIR7A. Gene Ontology annotation, biological process: jasmonic acid metabolic process; salicylic acid metabolic process. Gene Ontology annotation, molecular function: methyl jasmonate esterase activity; methyl salicylate esterase activity; methyl indole-3-acetate esterase activity. The transcript has 3 exons. The coding region runs from base 1 to 369 and encodes 122 amino acids. NCBI's taxonomy places the organism in Eukaryota, Viridiplantae, Streptophyta, Magnoliopsida, Proteales, Proteaceae. The record is from RefSeq and is a predicted model, not a curated record.
AUGGACAUUGGAAGAUAUGAUAGAAGGCAGGGCAAGGCUGGUAUGCAAGGCACAAACUUACAGUAUGAUAAAAGGCAGGUCAAGGCCACUACACAAAUCAUGCCAACACCAGAGAAGUUAGCAAAGCAGUAUCAGAGAAGCCCACCUGAGGAUUUGAUUCUUGCAACCAAGCUGGUGAGGCCCUUAGGAUUCUUUGGGAAUCCAGAUUUGUUGAAGGAAAUUGUACUUUCGGACGAGAAUUAUGGAUCGGUUAGCCGAGUAUACAUCUUAUGUGAUGAAGAGGAUGAUAUUAAAGAUUUCCUGAAAUGGGUGAUUUCUGAAAACCCACCUGAUGAGGUGAAGGAGAUCCCUGGUGGUCAUGAUCUCUAA